UUCUCCAGUUUCCACAUUUUUGUUCUUGCGCCACACCACAAUGAGCGGUCACACUGGGGACGCCGGACCCGUGGAAGUGGAGCCCAUGCCGGGAUACUUGGACCUCAUCACCAGAGCCUCCACCGUAAUGCUGGGCGCAUGGAGAGACUGUAAUCAUUGCGGUUUGGAGCUCUCGAAACGGACUCUCCUGGAUAAUGCAAACAUUACCUUGACCGAGAUCACCCUGUUCUUCUUUUGUGCCUUUUUGUGGACGCAGGUCAGGCGGGGACUGACACAAUGUCUGUUUCAGCCUCUAGCACAGUGGUGCAGGCUGCUGCCCAAAGAUGCUGCCAAGAUGCCAGAGAGCGCGUGGAAGCUGGUCUUCUACACCAUGUCCUGGUCAUACAGCACCUACCUGCUCUUCUUCACCUCCUACUCCUUUUUCCAUGACCCGCCCUCUAUCUUCUACAACUGGAAGAGUGGUAUGUCGGUGCCUACAGACAUCGCCAUAGCCUACCUGAUCCAGGGUAGCUUCUACGGCCACUCCAUCUAUGCUACGGUCUACAUGGACGCGUGGAGGAAGGACUCGGCUGUCAUGGUGGUGCACCACAUCAUCACGCUGGCACUCAUUAGUUUUUCCUACGCCUUUAGAUUCCACAACGGAGGGAUUCUGGUGUUGUUCCUCCACGACAUCAAUGACAUCCAGCUGGAGUUCACCAAGCUCAACAUCUACCUGAAGUCUAGAGGAGAAGGCUAUCACUUGCUCAACGACGUGCUGUCCAACAUGGGCUCAGUCAGCUUUAGCAUCACCUGGUUCUGGUUCCGUCUCUACUGGUUCCCUCUCAAAGUGCUGUACGCCACAUGUGUGUCCAGCCUCCAGUCUGUCCCCAACUUCCCCUUCUACUUCUUCUUCAGCACUCUUCUCCUGGCACUGCUGCUCAUGAACAUCUACUGGUUCUUGGUGAGGAGGACACACAGGUGUCUUAAUUCAAACCCAAAAAGCAUUUAUGGUCAAUGUUUGUUUUUGUCUUAAACUGCCACAACGAUGACACAAUCUGACCUCUGUUGUGUAUCCUGUUUCUCCCCUGUUCUGUGUGUAGUUCAUUGUUGUUUUUGUAGUGAAGGUGCUAAAAGUGAAGGAGGUGAACGACGUCAGGGAGUACAAGGAAGGAAACAACGUGGCAGCUGGUCUGCUCAGGGAACCUCAGGCAGAAAACCAUGAUGAUGCUGGACAUCACAACUCUGCCCAGGGAAAGCACCUGCAGAAAGGGAUCAACAAAAAGAAGCAUCUAUAACAGUCUCUCCGUUGCCACCACCUGGCACUAGGCUACAACUACAAGCAAGACAAGAUGCCCUCCUUGGACGGCUCACGCUCAAAAAGCAUGGCUGAAGGGAAGAGGAUCACAAAAA
This is a messenger RNA of Sander lucioperca (pikeperch), 1389 nucleotides long. Its product is annotated as ceramide synthase 1-like. Gene Ontology annotation, biological process: ceramide biosynthetic process. The record is from RefSeq and is a predicted model, not a curated record. NCBI's taxonomy places the organism in Eukaryota, Metazoa, Chordata, Actinopteri, Perciformes, Percidae. Gene Ontology annotation, cellular component: membrane. The transcript has 6 exons. Gene Ontology annotation, molecular function: sphingosine N-acyltransferase activity. Bases 41 to 1012 code for a protein of 323 amino acids.